Molecule: messenger RNA, 4473 nt
Organism: Papilio machaon (common yellow swallowtail)
Lineage: Eukaryota; Metazoa; Arthropoda; Insecta; Lepidoptera; Papilionidae
Exons: 4
Coding region: 1-4473 (1490 amino acids)
Biological process (GO): DNA repair; telomere maintenance
Molecular function (GO): DNA helicase activity
Source: RefSeq, a predicted model, not a curated record
AUGCCUAGAAAACGCAACUCUAACCUAGCGCGUAGUUCUAGCGGAGCUCGCGCUAAGAAAAUUUCUAGAACACAAGAGACUGAAGAACAAAAACAAGCGCGGCGGAUUUUAGAUGGCGAGCGUCACGCAUCUCAAAGGGCUGCCGAAACAUCUGAGCAAACUCAGGCACGUCGGCUUUUAGAUGCUGAGCGUCACGCAUCUCAAAGAGCUGCUGAGACUCCAGAAGACAACCAAGUGCGUCUUAUUUUAGAUAACGAGCGUCACGCAGCUCUGCGGGAUGCCGAGACCUUAGAACAAAGACGAAGACGGCGACGAUUAGAUGCCGAACGUCACGCAUCUCAAAGGGCUGCCGAAACAUCGGAGCAAACUCAAGCACGUCGGCUUUUAGAUACUGAGCGUCACGCAACUCAAAGAGCUGCUGAGACUCCAUAUGACAACCAAGUGCGUCUUAUUUUAGAUAACGAGCGUCACGUAGCUCUGCGGGAUGCCGAGACUUUAGAACAAAGACAAGAACGGCGACGAUUAGAUGCCGAACGUCACGCAUCUCAAAGGGCUGCCGAAACAUCGGAGCAAACUCAAGCACGUCGGCUUUUUGAUGCUGAGCGACACGCAGCUCAAAGAGCUGCUGAGACUCCAGAAGACAAUCAAGUGCGUCUUAUUUUAGAUGCCGAACGUCACGCAUCUCAAAGGGCUGCUGAAACAUCGGAGCAAACUCAGGCACGUCGGCUUUUAGAUGCUGAGCGUCAUAGGUCAUUAAUUUCUGCAGAGUCUCAUGAGGAAUCGCAAAGAAGACGUAUUUUAAAUGCUGAACGGCAGUCGCAAAGGAGAAGUUCAUUUAGGCGUAAUACAUGGGAGGCAUUUCAAGCCGCUGCUUUUAAUUAUGACCCUUUGAUCGAGUAUAUUAAUCAUCGAUUAAUUGUUAUAGGGCGGAUGGAUAAAAAGUGUAUACAUUGUAAAGCAUUCAAAUGGAAAGAAGAAACAUCGGGUAUGUGUUGUUCUGGUGGAAAAACUUCACUUCCAUCUCUUGGUGAGCCAGAGGAACCUCUAAAAUCGUUACUUUUGUACGACAGUAAUGAAUCACGGCAUUUUUUGAACAGAAUAAGGAAAUACAAUUGUUGUUUUCAAAUGACGUCGUUUGGAGUAGAUAAUGAAGUUGUUAUGCCCGGAUUAUCCACUACGUUUACAGUCCAAGGACAGAUCUAUCAUAGGAUUGGUUCAUUACUGCCUACAGAUGAUCAACCAAAAUUUUUGCAAAUUUACUUUAUGGGAGACGAAAAUAGCGAAGUUGACCGUAGGUGUCAAAAUAUUCAAGGAGUUGAAAGAGAUAUUGUUUUAAAAAUUCAAAGAAUGUUGCAUGAUCAUAACAUCCUUAUCAACACUUUCAAAACUGCGUUAGAAAGAAUGCCGGAAGAAGAAUACAAGUUGGUCAUACACCCUGACCGUAAGCCAAGUGGUGAACAUGAAAGACGAUAUAAUGCACCAUUAAUCAAUGAAGUCGCAGCCGUAGUAUCUGGCGAACAAUUUGCUUCCCGUGAUAUUGUUUUACACACUCAUAAUGACACGUUAAUUAGGGUACCCGACACACACAGAUUUUAUGACGCACUGCAAUAUCCACUAAUAUUCAGCAAGGGACAGGAGGGGUAUUACUUUCAAAUGCCUCAAGUAAGUCCUGUUACUGGCUUGCCAUUACCCAAUAAAAAAGUUUCGUGCAUGGAUUUUUAUGCUCAUCGGAUCAUGAUUCGUGAAAACGAUUUCAAUAUAGUAUCAAGAUGCAGACAGCUAGCCAAUCAGUUUUAUGUAGAUAUGUAUGUAAAAGUUGAAAGCGAACGAUUACGUUACAUAUCAUUAAAUCAAAGCAAAUUAAGAGCGGAAAAGUACAUUCAUCUUCAAGAUGCUGUAGCAAAUGACGGUCAUGUUGAUCCUAAUAAUUUAGAAUGGCAAAAGCGCGGCCUACCUCACGUGCAUAUUUUAGUGUGGUUAAAAGAGAAGUUGAGGCCUGAUCAAAUAGACAAAAUUAUCAGCGCUGAAAUACCGGAUCCAAAUAAUGAUAAAUCACUGCAUGAAAUAAUUGUUAAGAAUAUGAUUCAUGGUCCAUGCGGUCCUGAAAAUCCUCAAUGUCCUUGCAUGAAGGAUGGCAAAUGCACUAAAAAAUAUCCUCGCAAGCUUAUUCAAGAGACAGUCCAUAAUGAUAACGGAUAUCCACUAUAUCGUAGAAGGGCGCCGGCGGACGGAGGUCGAAUAGCAUCUGUAAAACUUCGAAAUGGUAGUUACUUUACUAUAGAUAAUGGUUGGGUGGUUCCUUACUCGCCUAUUUUGUCCAAAAUGUUUAUUGCCCAUAUAAAUGUCGAAGCUUGCAGUUCAGUACGCGCUAUUAAAUAUAUCUGCAAGUAUAUUAAUAAAGGCAGCGACCAGGCUAUUUUCAAUUUCAGAAACACAGAGGCCGCUAAUCCCAUAGAUGAAGUACGUACGUAUCAGUCUGGACGUUAUGUCAGUAGCAACGAAGCUGUUUGGCGGCUCUUAGGAUUUCCGUUACAUGAGAGGAACCCAACCGUCACACAUCUCAAUGUGCACCUAGAAAAUGGUGAACGUGUCUAUUUUACUGUAAAUAAUUUUCAAGAAAGAUUAUCUUCUCCUCCAAAAACGACACUUACUGCUUUUUUUGACCUCUGUGCCAAAGAUGAAUUUGCACGUACUCUUCUCUAUGUCGAGGUACCGAGAUAUUAUACUUGGAACACAACAAGGAAAGAAUGGAAACGCCGAAUUCAAGGAGUACCUGUUCUGAAUUGGCCUGGUCUAAAAUCUGGAGAUGCUUUAGGUCGAGUAUACACGGUUCAUGUUAGUAAUAUGGAAUGCUUUUGUUUAAGAAUGCUUUUACACCACGUGCGUGGGCCAACCUCUUACAAAGAUCUAAAAAUGCUCAAUAAUCGAGAAUUUUCGACAUUUCGAGAGGCAUGUGAGGCAAGAGGGUUAUUAGAGAAUGAUAAUCAAUGGGACAUAACCCUGGAAGAGGCUGCACAAUGCAAAUCUGCAACCAAGAUGAGAGAGCUUUUCGCUAUAUUAAUAGCGACAUGUGGGCUUUCAAACCCUCAACAAUUGUGGGAAAAAUUUAAAAAUGAUAUGGCGGAUGACAUUUUGCACAGAUUGAAAGAACAGAAUCCUGAUGCUUCAUACAAUGACUUAAUUUACAAUGACGCGUUAACAAAGGUUGAAGAUCAAGUAAUUACUAUUACUGGGAAAGAUUUAACCGAUUUUGGAAUGAGCAGACCACAAAGAACUGGAGAAGUAAGUAACGCUCCAGGGGGCACUGGUAAAACUUUUCUUUUAAAUUUAUUGCUAGCCCAAAUACGUAAAGAUAAAGGAGUAGCUGUUGCAGUAGCUUCCUCUGGAAUAGCUGCUACGCUACUUAGUGGGGGACGAACAGCGCACUCGAUUCUAAAACUACCAUUAAAUUUAGCUCAUGAGGAAAUGCCAAUAUGCAACAUUAGUAAAAGCAGUGAGCGCGGAAAAAUGUUACAGCAGUGUAAGCUGUUGGUUUGGGAUGAAUGUACCAUGUCCCAUAAAAGAGCAAUCGAAGCACUAGAUCGCACCAUGAAGGAUAUUAAAGGUAAUCAGGAUACCAUGGGAGGGAUGGUUGUACUUUUAGCUGGUGACUUUAGACAGACCCUUCCGGUUAUUACUAAAGGUACCCCGGCAGAUGAAAUAAAUGCCUGUUUGAAAGCAUCUGUAUUAUGGGUACACGUAAAAAAGUUUUGUCUCACUACAAACAUGAGAGUACAACUUCAUAAUGAUUCUCAAGCAGGGCAAUAUGCCGCUGCUCUUCUAAAAAUCGGAGAAGAUUGUAUGCCAACUGAUAAUAGCGGCAUGAUUACAUUAAGACAUGAGUUCUGUCAAAUUGUCGAUAGCACAGACGACCUAAAAAAUAAUGUCUAUGCUGAUCUUCAAAUGAAUAUGGGCAAUCGAGAAUGGCUGUGUGAAAGGGCAAUUUUGGCACCGACUAAUGAAAAAGUUAACAAAAUAAACGAACUAAUCAUGUCAGAUGUGAAGGGGGAUGUAUUCGAAUACCUCUCAGUAGAUAAUGUAAUGGACACUGAACAAGUAACAUCAUACCCUAUAGAGUUUCUCAACUCUUUAGAAUUAUCUGGAGUUCCUUCCCAUAAAUUGAGGCUAAAAGUUGGUGUUCCAGUCCUAUUAAUGAGAAAUCUUGAUGCGCCCAGGCUAUGUAAUGGUACACGGCUGCAAAUUAAACAUCUGGGACACAACAUAAUAACGUGUACAAUCAUGACUGGAAUGGCAAAAGGAGAAAAUGUUUUGAUACCCCGUAUCCCAAUAAUACCCACUGAUUUGCCAUUUCAAUUUAAAAGACUCCAGUUUCCCGUAAAAAUAGCAUUUGCCAUUACAAUUAAUAAAGCUCAAGGCUACGAUUUAGAGGAAAGUUCGUUGCUCGUCGCCUGUGACUCUAUUCGCGAGGGAUAA